GCAGCCCCAACCCAAAAAAACCGCAGCCCACGACCCAAAACAACCGAAGAACCGAACAUCACUCGCGUGUUUGCAUCGAAACUCCAGAGAGAGUGAGAGAGAGAGAGAGAGAAUGAAGUUCACAGACUCGCCGGUGAUCGAGCUUCCGGUGGGAAACGGCAUUCUGUCUCUGCAGCAAGACAAUGGCUCCAUGCACGUGGGAACCUCCGUGUGGCCAUGCUCCCUCGUCCUUGUCAAAUUCGUCGACCGCUGGGCCCAACCCUCCCUAAACAACCCUUACGCGCACAUUCUCCACUUCGCAGGCAAACGCGCCGUCGAAAUCGGCACCGGUUGCGGCGUCGCCGGCAUGGGGCUUUACUUACUGGGUCUAACGGACCUCGUCCUCACCGAUAUCGCCCCUGUGAUGCCCGCACUGAAACGGAACCUGAAAGUCAACAAGCCACUACUCCGCAAAACCCUAAAACACUAUGUUCUAUACUGGAACAAUCCUCAACAGAUCUCUUCGCUUAACCCUCCCUUCGAUUUCGUUAUCGCCACCGACGUCGUUUACAUCGAGGAAUCCGUUCCUUCUUUGGUUUCCGCCAUGGAAACCCUAGUCUCUGACGACGGCGUCGUUUUGCUUGGCUACCAGCUUAGGUCCCCCGAGGCGCACAAACUCUUCUGGGAAUUGUGCGAUGAGGUGUUUGACAUUGAAAAAGUGCCUCACGAGCAUCUUCAUCUUGAUUAUGCGUAUGAGGAGACUGAUGUUUUUCUGUUGAGAAAGAAGAAGAAGAAACAGUGACGGACUUUCGGUGGCUUGGAGUUGAUAAACUUGAUUGAACUACAAGUCAAUUAACACCAUCACUAUUGACGCAGUAUUCAACUAUUUUAUUUUAGUACAAUCAUUCUACACAAGAAAACAGCUGAAGGACAUCGAGGAUGGAGAGUGGUCUGUCACCGAUGCGAAAACGCAAGACCGAGAAGAAGAUGUAGAUGAAGCUAAGCUGGCUGUUCGUGUGUGUACUUAGUUCAUUUUGUAUAGAAAGAUAAUUUUUCAUUUUUUGCAUCUUGGAAUAUAAUUAAUAAUGGUUAAUCGAUCAUGAUUGUUAUGAAGUCUAAACUUGAA
Molecule: messenger RNA, 1105 nt
Organism: Abrus precatorius (Indian licorice)
Lineage: Eukaryota; Viridiplantae; Streptophyta; Magnoliopsida; Fabales; Fabaceae
Product: protein-lysine methyltransferase METTL21D
Exons: 2
Coding region: 113-781 (222 amino acids)
Source: RefSeq, a predicted model, not a curated record